AUGGAUUACUCAACUCAGGACGAUCGUCCUCACUUCUUCCCUCCGAACCAGGAGAUCCAGAGGCCCAUCAGUUUCGAUUCCGACUCGGAUCGUUUCCAGAAUGGACCCCAUGGGGGAUUGGCAUCACCUAUGCCAUCCUUCCAACGUCCCAUAUCCUACGGCCAAAAGUCUCACAGUAGUUGCACUCACUGUGGUAAUCUUACCCCCCGGUAUGGCUCUACCACUGUGUAUGGAACUCCUCUGAAGCAGACUCCGGCAACAAGCACUGAACAGGUGGAUAAACUGCCCGGCAGCUACUCCAGGGCCUCAAGCUACAUGCAGGGACACAUGGACAAGCAACCUCCUGUCUCUACUGAUCCUCUUUGCUUGGUUGAGAGAGUGCAUGCAUCAGACGAUAUUGACCACCUUCCCACAUGGAAGCGUCGUAUCAACAAAUGCACACCACUCUUCUCUCUCGUUGCCGUUGCAUCCUACUGGGUCUACUUCGUCUUCAGGAUCAAGUACACUCUUGCCGCACAAGCUGUAGCCAACAGGGUUUUUGCAAUGGCUUGGACUUUCAUCGCAGUUGAGAUGGGUGUCGCCUUACCUAUGCUGUGCCAUCAGUUUUGGCAACUGUUCCUUAUCAAGGGCCGACGACGUGAGAAACUUCGUAUCGUUGGAGACACCACGCCGACGGUUGACGUAUUCGUCACGUGCUGCAAGGAAGACGUGGGGAUCAUAACCGACACUGUUCGAGCUGCGGCCGCGGUUGACUGGCCCACCGAGUCGUUCCGCGUCAUUGUUCUCGACGAUGGUGCAGACGCUGAGCUUGCGGCCGCCGUCAACGACGUUUCACUACUGUAUCCUAAUGUUUACUACACUGCUCGCCAGAAGAUCAAGGGUGUACCGCAUCACUUCAAAGCUGGUAACUUGAACCACGGUUUGGAAUGGGUGGCCGCACUCCCAGGAGGCGCCUCAACAUACAUCGCAGCUCUCGAUGCAGACAUGAUCCCGGAACCAGAAUGGCUCAGGGCUGUUCUAGCCCACUUGGUCAUCGAACCUCAGCUUGCUCUGUCUUGCCCCCCUCAGCUGUUCUACAACGUCCCUAAGAACGACCCCUUGAUGCAAAGUUUGGACUCGUUUGUCCACAUUUCCGAGCCUGUCAAGGAUGCGGCAGGUGUUGCUUGGUGCACUGGCUCAGGCUAUGCUAUUCGCCGCGCUGCGCUCGAUGGUAUUGGCGGAUUCCCCACAGGCUCCCUCGCCGAGGACGUCUGCUGCUCAAGUGUUCUCCUUGGAGCUGGAUGGAAGACUGCCUACGUUCACGAACCUCUCCAGUACGGUACUGUUCCUGAGUCGUUCGGUGGACAUAUCAAACAACGCACACGCUGGACAAUCGGCACAGUUCAAACCUCGAUGAAGCUGAACUUCUGCCUCUGGGGACCGCUGGUCACCCACAUGUCUAUCUUCCAACGUCUCUCUGGCUUCGUCUACACGAUCUCCUCGCUGUUCACCAUUUUCCUGACAGCAUCGUUGCUCACGAUGCCAAUUGUGCUGGUCUCCGGUGGUACAUUGAUCGCCUACGCAAACAACGAACAGCUUCGAUUGUUGCUCAGACUAUGCUUUGUUGCAUUGGUUGCCAACCGUCUGAAUGAAUGGGUCAUGACUCUUCCUGCUGGUUACCGACUCGGCCAGCGUGAUGCGGGCGCCAUGAUGUGGAUGGCUCCUUACCACGCUAUUACGAUCAUCCGAGCCUUUUUCCUUCCCAAGUUCCUCGGUGGCAAGACCAGCGCGUUCUCUUCAUCAGGCUCCCAACAAUCCGAGCUCAACGAGCGUGACCCGAUCCACCGCGCUGGCCUGUUUCGCCGCCUCCGCGUUAUCAUCUUCGGCUCUGGCGUGUUCAUUCACCUCUUCUUCAUUCUGUUCUGCAUUGCUGCAGUGACAGUGUCUACUGCACACGGAAUCAUCAUCAACAAGAGCUCCGUAGAACAGACCCUGUUGUUCAUGCUUACCCAUGCUUGCUGGCCACCACUGCUAUGGCUGAUUGCGCUCAAUUCCUGCUGGGCGCCAAUCCACUAUGCAAUCUGGCCCCCGAACAUGCCCGACCGCGAGGAAUUGUUGGACAGGGACCCAAAGACCGGCAUUGCCUACCCCAAGGAGAGCUCCAAGAAACUGAAGUGGGAGAAGAACAACGUUUUGCACGAGAUGCAGUAUUUCCUCUUGACAGCGUACACCACUGUGCUCUUUGUGGGAACAUUUUUCUACUAG
This is a messenger RNA of Dothidotthia symphoricarpi CBS 119687, 2244 nucleotides long. Its product is annotated as glycosyltransferase family 2 protein. The coding region runs from base 1 to 2244 and encodes 747 amino acids. The transcript is spliced from 7 exons. The record is from RefSeq and is a predicted model, not a curated record. NCBI's taxonomy places the organism in Eukaryota, Fungi, Ascomycota, Dothideomycetes, Pleosporales, Dothidotthiaceae.